AUGGAGAACCGGCGGCUCAAACAGGGUUGCGGGCAGGUGAUUCCCUGUGAUAUGAUCAACAAAUUACCCGAUUCAAUACUCUGUCAUAUACUCUGCUUUGUCCCAACCACGAAAUCUGUGGUGGCAGCCAGCGUUUUAUCCCGACGGUGGAAGCUUCUGUGGACUAAAGUAACCACAGUCUGCUUUGAUGACCAACAAUUCUCUGCUCUCAGCCGAAGAAACAACUUUGUGCCUUUCGUUAACAGAGUUCUACUAGGUCAUGCUGCUGAAAGCUUGGACAAGUUUCAACUCACAUGGAUGGAUGAAUGUCAAUCACUUUACGUUGAGGAUCAGUCCCUUCCCAAGCUUAUAUCUGGUUGUCCGGUCCUCCAAUCUCUCAGGAUCAAAAGGUCUCGGGAGGAGGAGGAUGAUGAUGUUCUAGUUUGCAGCAUCUCUUCUCCUUCACUGAGAUAUUUCCUCAUAUCUAAUGAAUAUCCAUUAGAUGGAAAACAACUCCCUGCCCUUGACUUCCUUGAUUUCUUGUCUUACCAAUGGAAGGAAUUCUCUUUCCAAAUAUUGCAAUCCGAAUCGGAGCUUGGCCUCCAUUCUUUGCUUGAUUUUAGUGGAUCACAUAUGGAGCGAUGCAAUUCGAUGGUUAGGAUGGUUGAAGCAGUCAACCAUGUGAACUCUCUGAAAUUGGGGGGAGCAUUGAUGAUGGCUCUCAGCAUUGCCACUACUCCUUUGACUGUAAGGUUUGAGAGAUUAACACAUUGGAUAUUGAAUGCCAAUGCUGUCAAUGGAAGGCUCUGGGUGUACUGA
Messenger RNA from Oldenlandia corymbosa var. corymbosa, 798 nucleotides. The record is from the annotation of a GenBank genome assembly. Lineage: Eukaryota; Viridiplantae; Streptophyta; Magnoliopsida; Gentianales; Rubiaceae.